Molecule: messenger RNA, 12865 nt
Organism: Equus caballus (horse)
Lineage: Eukaryota; Metazoa; Chordata; Mammalia; Perissodactyla; Equidae
Product: protocadherin alpha-C2
Biological process (GO): homophilic cell-cell adhesion
Cellular component (GO): plasma membrane
Molecular function (GO): calcium ion binding
Source: RefSeq, a predicted model, not a curated record
UGGCCCUCUAAAUAACUUUUAAAAGGAAUUUUGAUAAAGAAAUGUUUUAGAUAACAUUAUCUCAUCAAAAUGCCCUAAAGGAUCUUUUAAUAGUCACAGGAAAUCCAGUAUAUCUUAACUUAGCUAAUUUACGGGAUUUAUAUUUUAUCUGCCUUAUAAUGUGUUAUACACGUACCUGCUGAAGGAAUUACGUAACAAAAUCUAUCACAAGGAAUACAUGAGUGGGAUUUAUAUCAUAAAAGUACAAGUCAUUUGUAAAACCCCAUUACUUAGGCAGAAUAUUGUAGGUGGGAAGAUGGUACUGAAAGAAGAGGUGAGGAUAGGAAAUACAAAUCUAUUUUGCCUCACAAUUUUGCUAAGGCCAGCCAUUUAAAAACAUAUAGAAGAUCCAAUUGAAGUAUCUAAAAGAAGAAGAAAUUUGUAGUUGUGAAAACAUUUGACUAGGAUCUCAUAUAAAAUGCUUGGAAAUUAAUAACUUGAGACCAAACAGUAUGAUUCUUAAUUAGGAAAGCAUGUCUAGUGGUCAGAUGUUGUAUUAGAAUCUCCAGAAACAGGGGCAUGGAAAAAGGCUUUCCGGAGAUUCUGAUCCAGUUUCUUCAUCAAUACCAAACUCACUGGGCUCUUGUGAGCAUUAAAUGAGAUAAUAUGUACAGAAAUAAUAAGCAAACUGUUAAGUGCUAAGGCAUCAGGAUGCAAGGGGGACCCUAAAAGCCAAUAGUUACCUCAUAUUGUGAAUAUAUGAAUGGAUACUUUUGAAAAUUGACCCUUCUUAGGCAGAGGUAUAGGUUUGCUUGUUUUUUCCAAGCAGCAAGCAAAUUGUGGGCUUCAUUUAGACUGAGCUCAGGUCAUAUCUUGGAAAACAGUUCAAAUUUAAGGUAUAAUUCAACAAUAUCAAUUCAACAAUAUCUACAUUUUUCGAAAUAGAAAAAAAACAGUAUCCAAGUCAAUGAAUGCUUUGGCUAAAACUCACUUGGGAACAACGAUAUUCUUUAGUGCCAAAUUCCCAUCUUAUUUUAUUCCAUGGCUAAAAUCCCAAGAAUUACAGAGGAGAAACAGGCCAAACAAGGUUUUCUAUUAAAAUAAGAAGUCCCAAAUGAUGAAUGGAAACUUGGAACAGGUUUUCAUGGCAAUCCUAAAAGCCAGAAAUUAGCUUAAAUACAAACUUAUGAAUUUCUGGCAUGUACUGAGUCUCAAAUAGAAUAUUGGCACUAAUGUUAGUGAAUAGAAACAUGGCUUAAUUUAGGCAGUUGUUAUUCUCAUUCUAGAGAGCUCAGCUUGCUGCUGGAUUGGUCUGGACCGUUGAUGCUUCCUUGUCUCCAGUCAUUGAUAAAAUGUUGAGUGAAUUAAGACUAAUGGUGGAUCUUGCAGUCACCCGCUAGACUUCCAGGUUGAAGCAUGCCAUUGAUAAACACUCUUUGGCACUGUUUUCAAACAAUUAUGAAAUCACCUAACUUUGCUGUCCUGCAGCCUUUCUUUAUUUUGUCUGCAAGGGUAUAUUGGGGACCUUUGUUUACUGUCUCCAUGAAUUCCAGAUAGAUUGUGCCUGUAGCAUUUUCCAGCAACUGAAAAUCUAAAAUGCCCAUGUCAGUUCUUUUUAAGUCUAUGUGGUUGGUUUGAUGUUACCAGUUUUUGGUUAAGCCAAAGUAGUCCCUGGUAUGAAUGCCUUUCAUUUCUGAGUGCUCAUAAACAAUCACUUCAGUAAUAUUAGAGUUGUGAAGGAAUUUAAAUCAAAUUCAAGGCACUUUUUUAAAAAUAGGAAAUUUGGUUCUCUAGUCACAUCUGUAAGCUCUUCUGGUACCCUGGAAGAUCAUUUAUCUUGUUACAGACACUUGACUUGCUUCUAGUACUUUCAUGCUUCCUACCUCCUCACUGAUCUUGAGGUUCAAGUUCUGCUUAAACAUUUUCUUCAACGAAAAAGAAAGAAUUUGGGUAAUAUACUUUCUAAAUAUCUUUCAAUCUUUAACACUCUAUGAUUCUUGUUAGGCUGUUUCAACUGAGAAUACUGAUAGAGAAGCAAAGUCCCAAAAUUGACAUUUGAUUUUAUCUGUUAUUAUUAUACAAUCUGCCCCAAUCCUUUAACCUAUUCUCCAUUUUUAUUGUUAUUCAUCCAAAUAUAUUUUGAGUCCCUUUGUUUAUUCUAGGAAAUUUUCAAAUGCCUCAGUCAAGAAUCAAAAGUAUAUUUGUUUCUCAGAACUAAAAAUUUAGAGGCUCUCUCCCUAAAAGCUAAAGCAUUCCCUCUGAAGGGAAGGGAAUAUGAAAAAAUUUCAGCAGUCAUGUUAUAUGAAAAGUCUUUUUUAUCUCCCCAUCCACUGGAUGCAAUACCUGUAAAGAAUGCUAUAUCAUAUUGGAAAGUAUUUUCUUUCUGUAGAUGCAUAAAGAUCAGAAGUCCUGUUCCUUUAUAACAAGAUGGAAUUCCCCCCUCCAUUUGUAAUACUUUAUUUGAAUAAUAAUAAGAACAAAAUUAAGCAAUAAAAAGAACAAAAAUAAAAAGACCUAUAAAUGUUCUCACUCCUCAAAAGGUUUUCUCCUACCCAUUCUGUACAUAUUCUUGGUUGUUCCUACCUAGGAUGUGAAGAAAGGAAGAGAGAUGUUUUGCUCAAUACAUAUAAUUUCAGAUAGACUCUUUCAGAAUUUAAACACAAUUCCAAUGUGAUCUCUUAAUUCAUUUUGGAAUAAGAAGAUCCUAAUGAUCUAACAGUAGAAUCAAAUCAAUUAAGACUUGAAAAAUGGUUGCUUUUUAAAAAUGUAAGAAGAUGUACACUCAUUCAAUGCUUCAACAUUUCCAAUGACGGGAAAGUCACUAGCUCACAAAGCAGCAUAUUCAAUUUGUAAAUUUCCAUCCACACAUUCAUUAUAUAUGUAUGGAGCCACACUCUGUUUAGAAUGAACAGUCUAACAACAACAAGACUUAAAGUGGAGAGAUCAGUUAGGAGGUUAGGAGGCCUUCUCAUUAGUAGGUGAGAAAUGAUGAAGUCUAAACUAAGUCAGCACCAAGAGAGGAAAAUGGAAUAACAAAUUUAAAACAUAUUUAGAAAACAGAACAACUAGAUUUAAUGACUAACUCCAGUCCAGAUUCAAGGAGAGAGGAUUAGUUUCCACCUCUCAAAUAAGUGGAGUAGAAAAGAAUUAUAGCCAACUUGAAUCUGUCACACCCACCUUAAGAUGGAAUUUUUUUAACUACCUUGGACGACACUAAACAUUGAGAUGUUCGUUUGUCUCUGUUUUUAAAUUAUUUAUCAUGUGCUCAGUUUGUGGAACAACAUAAAUAUACAACUGAAAAAUGAAAAUUAGAUCCUUCCGUAUUCGGCAGAUACUCUCAUAACGGUCAACCCAAAGCCUGAUCAAACGAAUGAGCAUGUCCCCUUGCCCUGUGGCCAAAAUAUGCCAGAUUAUUUGGUUUCCCAAAGCAAAAUGAUUUGUAAUGAUGCUAAUAAUAGAGAAAGGAAAAUUUAUGUGAAUUAAGAGAGUUCACUGAGUGCCAGUAUUUUUUUUAUAGGCUUAAUUCAGUUGUAUUGUGAUUGGUUUUGCUCCUGUGCCCAAUGGCCUCGUGAUAGAUGCAUUUUACAAAUACAAUUAUGGGGUGCUAUUUCAAGGUUCUUGUCUGGCACGGGGGAAAACAAGUGCCAUGACUUAUCAUGGCACUUGUCUUAUCAUGGCACUUUUCUUGUUAUUUAUAAGCAAAAAAUACCUUUAUUUUAUAAUUUGUAAUUAUAAUACAAAGUAAAAAGAGUGAUAACAUAAUACUUUGGGGAAGAGCCUUUCUUAGAGUCCAGCAACUUUAUUAGUAGGAUUCAGUUCUCCUAGUUUGAAAUAGUUUGUAUGUCAAAUUUUAAAGGGAGAAAUCUGUAGUAAAAUCAUUGCAGGCUCUUGAGCCCUCUCUCUCUAUUAGACAUGGUCUGUCUAUAUACAACAAAGGGGAUGUGCCUGAAUUGUAGUAGUUCUUCUUGAAUUUGCUAAAAAAGGAUCUGAAGAAAAUGAAAGAAUCAUCACUUAUGUAUUGAGAGCCUAUAAGGUUUCCUACAUUGUGAAGAAUAUACAGAAAUAUAAGACAUGGCUUCUGUUUGCAGGUUGCUUAUAAAUAGGGUAAAGAAAUAAUAGCACAACUACAAGGACCUGCAGCUAGAAUGAGUAUACAACUAUGUUCUCGGGGGACAUUGGGGAGAAGAAGGGGGAAAAAAAAGAAGAUUGGCAACAGGUGUUAGCUCAGGUGCCAAUCUUUAAGAAAAAAAGAAAGAAUAUUAAAGCAUUUGGAUGAAUUAGAGGUGACACAUGUCAGCAUUCAGAGAUACCUGGUAGACUGUGAAAGAGAAAAAAAGGCCGUUAUGCUUAUAAUAGACAAUGUUUCAUGGAUUAGUUGGGUUUAAAGCUGGACCUUGAAACAUAUAUAAGAUUUGGAAAUGGGGAGAGAAAAGAAGAAGCUAUUUCUAUUUGAGAGAAUUGGACAAGUAAAGUUGUAAAUUUAGUUCUGUUCAAAAAACAUUAAGUACGUCUGUGCCAAACUCUAUAUUGGGUGCUGGAGAUUACAGCAUUUUUGGGAACUCUUCUGCACUCUGUUGCUAAAGUAUUUUCAUGUAUCCUAAAAAGGUGAAUCUCUUGUGAAGAAACAAAUCCCUUGAAGGAAUUCUCAUGACAGAAAUCUCUUUUCCUUGAUGAUAUAGAAAGGGACUAGUUUUUGUUCUCAGAAUACAGGAUGAGCUCUAGAAAUAGUUGGGAAAGCUUAACUUUGCUGCUCACUCAUCUUCUCCGUCAUCACUGACUUCCUGUAUGGCCUAUGCCAGGUGCUUAUCUGUGUUUGAUACCUGAAGGGCCAUGCUAUAUAGAGACUGUCAACUAAGGUGUUAUCUGAUCAUAAUAAAUUGUUGCAUUUUAAUAAAAAUAAUAGUAAUAAUGUACUUGUCAGUCACUAUGCAAACUGCUUUAUAUACAUCACCUCAUGUAAUCAUAACAACCUUAUGAACUUUACUUAUUAUUGUCUUCCCUAAUUAAAAUGAGUCUAAUCUGAAGCUUAGAUUAAGUAACAUGUCCAAGGCCAUACAGUUGGUCGUUGGCAAGGGUGUGACUGACUCCAUAGUCUGUGUUCCUAAUCACUGUGCUAUUCUGCUUUUUAGUAGCGGGUUCUUGAAGGCCCAAGGGAAGGAAUGCAUAAACGGCACAGCUGAGGCAUCAGCAUUAGUAUUUGUGACAGAGCAUUAGCCAGCAGUCUAAGCAAUCCCAUUCCACCAGCUAGUGAGGUUGGCCAGAGGCUAAGUACAGUAGUGUGAGAAACAACAGUAGUGCCAAACAUGGAGUAUAACGUUUUUAGCACAACGUCUUUGAAAAAGGUGGCUGAUUUGCGUUGGUUGCCUGUUUGCCUUCUCAGUCAUUGAGGGAGUAAAUACCAGUUGAAGCUUAUGAUCCCGACACAUCAAAAUGGACAACCUGGCAGGUGUCCUUGCUGAAAGAUGAUGAGAUUGCUAAAAGACAAGCCCUGGUUUUCCUCCGGGGAUGUGACAUUUGGGGGCUUCCAUUAAAAACAUCACCAAGCCUCUGUCACUUUAAUCUCUUCCUUAAGUGCCUGUGAUCUUUUCAGGGGCACAAGUCCAUGCAUGGUCAAUACCCAGUGGCCAGGUUUCGGAGCUGUGGGCAGAGGUGGCAGUGACUGUGAGGGCCUGGGAGAAGAUGAGGGAAGGAAAGGUCACUCUUCCUGACAACUUAUAACUUGAUUCCACUUUUAAGCCAUUUAUUUUCAGAAAUAAGUAAUGGGUGAAGACAUAGGCCAGGCCUACAAUUUGUGCACUUGAGAGUUUAAGGCUUUCUGAGAUCAAAUUACCACAGCAGAGACAGAGUUACUGUAGGAAUAUUCUGGGAGGAAGCAGACAGAGAGGGAGAAGCCAGAGACCUAAGAAAGGAGACAGGAAUAGAAUGUGAUGGAAAUUGCUUCCCACUCUGCACCCUUGAGGGAACAAAGAGGACAAACAAGAAGCAGCAGUGAUAGGAGGAAGCUGGGAGCUUCUCUAGAUAAAAUUAGUUAGGUUAUGGAGGGUUGUCAGCGAGUGUACUUGGUGGGUAGAAGGGAUGUGCUAGUUCAGGCCUUUGAAAUCUGGGUGUCAGGAUCAUUGCCUUGGCCUCUUCAACUAUCCCGUCAAGGAGGGAAGCAUGCCAAAUGCCAGGUCUCAUUCUGGCUGAGUUCCAGUCCAUAGCUAGAAAAUGACCCACAGAGGAAGAUCUAGGAGUGAGAGGAUGCUGGGAGAUGAGGAAAAGAAAGGACAUUUUAAUGAAUGCUUCUUGCAUGUGGGGCAAUGGAUUUUAAACUCCUCUGGAAGAGAUGAGAGGGCCUACGGAGAGUGGAUGUUCAGAACAGAGAAGCAGAGGCAAUGACACAGCACAGAAAGCCUUGCUCUGAUCAUUCUGCCUCCUUCACUGAAGAGACCUGGUUGUCCUUUUGUUGCGUCUGCAGCAAUACAAGGGGGACUCCUAGGGGAACUGAGGCCCAUAGGUGUAAGGGAGCCUUAUAUUUAUGGAAGAAGAGCUGCAGCUAUUGAAAUUGCUGUGUAUUGUAAGAUAAAUGCGUCUCCCACAUUUUGCUUAAUAACAGCAGACUUUUCACUGCAAAGCAUUAAUGGAGUUGGAAUUCCCGCCAGGCUUGGGAGAUCAAGAGUAACUCUCUUGAUGUAACGGUUUUGCAGGCUCUGGAAGACAUUGUCAUCCAUUAAAGAAAAAUUUUAAAAUCAGUCCUGAAAGAACAAAGAAAAUGUCUUGGGUGAUAAAUAAAAAAGAUUUGAAGUAAAAUAAGGAAAACCUUGAGGGGAGAAUCUCUUUCGAAUUCUACCAGAUUCUCCCCACUAUAAUCAAAAGGGGUCAAAUAAGAGCUUAGCUUGCAGCUUCAUGGAGCCAAUUUUUUAAAGAGAGAAUUUUAAAACCUGAAAUAUUGGUUAUCUGCAAAGGCAUACAACGAAAGUAAGGGCCACAUGGAUAGGAGCAGAAUUGAGUGUUUGGAUCCCAGGAUGCUAGUUUUAGGCUUGCUGCACGAAAGAGGACAGCGCUUGCCAUCCCCCUGCCUUUGCCCUAGGAGUUGAACACUUUCUGCAGUACUUAGGAGUAUUCCAGGGAAAACAUGAGGGACAGGUAAAUAGUCCCCAUCAUCAGUAACCCCAGAGCGCCUCCCUGGCGUUCGUCUCCUUUGAACGUGGAGCCGCCGCCCAUGUACCCAUACUUAGCUAAGGCCCUCAGUUUAUUUUGCUGAAUUGCGCUUGGAAAUCUUUUCCUGGGGAGCUAAUAGUCCGAGUCCUAGAGAUUUAACUGCUUUUCCUAGAAUAAUCUCCUUACAAGACCCGUUAAGCAGCCUAGGGACCGCGGGGACUGGAUGAAAAUGACGGUGGGGGCAGGGAGAAAGGGAGUGGCCGUGUUUCCGCGGUCUGCUGGGAUUCGGCAGGUCCAGGGAGAAGGAGCCGGGGCUGGAGCGGUUGGAGCGGCUGAUCAGUCCAGGUCGCGGUCCGCCACCUCGGUGUGGAAUCGGGGCCGGACUUGCUGAGCACUCCUCCCCCUCCCCUUCUGCUUCCUUCUCCCUCCCCCUGGAGCAGCAGCAGCGGCGGCGGCGGCGGCGGCGGCGGCGCGGCAGGAAGCGAAGCCAGGCUGAGCGACUCCGAGGCGAGCGGAGGAGCUGAGAUAUGGGGAGUCGGCGGGGGCGGCGGGGCCAGGAGCCCCACGGAGGGCCUGCGAGGGGAGCGGCCCCCGGCGUUUGCUAGCGCGUGAGCCGUGGGGGAGCAGGCGCAGGGCGGCACGAGCGGAGGCAGAGGCGGGGCCCGGGCGUGGAGCGCGGCCGGGGAAGCUGCUGCCUCCGGCCCUGCCCGGCUGCCUCCGCCGCGGCCGGUGGCUAUGGAGCUGGCGGGCAGCAGACCUGGGGCGACAGAGCAUUCGCGACUCCGGCUGCCCAUGUCCUGGCUGCUGCCGCUGCCUCUCCUGCUGCUACUGCUGCUGCCAGGCCCAGCGACCUCCCAGCUGCGAUACUCGGUGCCGGAGGAGCAGGCACCCGGAGCGCUUGUGGGCAACGUGGCUAGCGCGCUGGGACUGGAGCUGCGGCGCUUGGGGCCGGGCUGCCUGCGCAUCAACCAUCUGGGUGCGCCCAGCCCGCGCUACCUGGAGCUGGACCUGACAAGUGGAGCGCUCUUCGUCAACGAGCGCAUUGACCGGGAGGCGCUGUGUGAGCAGCGGCCUCGCUGCCUGCUCAGCUUGGAAGUGCUGGCGCACAGCCCCGUGGCGGUGAGCGCCGUUGAGGUGGAGGUAUUGGACAUCAACGACAACUCGCCGCGCUUCCCGCGGCCGGACUACCAGCUUCAGGUAAGCGAAUCGGUGGCACCUGGAGCGCGCUUUCAUAUAGAGAGCGCGCAGGACCCCGACGUGGGCGCCAACUCGGUGCAGACCUACGAGCUCAGCCCCAGCGAGCACUUCGAGCUGGACCUUAAACCCCUGCAGGAGAACAGUAAGGUGCUGGAGCUGGUGCUGCGUAAGGGCCUAGACCGCGAGCAGGCAGUCUUGCACCACCUGGUUCUCACAGCUGUGGACGGGGGCAGCCCAGCCCGCUCGGGCACAGCACAGAUCUCUGUGCGUGUCCUGGACACUAACGACAAUUCUCCCACCUUCGACCAGUCCACUUACCGCGUCCAGCUGCGGGAGGACGCGCCCCCAGGCACAUUGGUAGUGAAGCUGAAUGCGUCAGACCCGGAUGAGGGCUCCAAUGGCGAGCUCAGGUACUCCUUAAGUAGCUACACGUCGGACCGGGAGAGGCAGCUCUUCAGCAUCGACGCCAGGACGGGGGAAGUGCGGGUAAGUGGAGCGCUGGAUUAUGAGGAGGCCUCUUCCUACCAGAUCUAUGUGCAGGCGACUGACCGGGGUCCAGUGCCCAUGGUGGGUCACUGCAAGGUGCUGGUGGACAUCGUGGAUGUGAAUGAUAAUGCACCAGAGGUGGUGCUCACGGACCUGUAUAGCCCAGUGCCUGAGGAUGCUGCACCUAACACCGUCGUGGCCCUUCUCAGCGUCAAUGACCAAGACUCAGGCCUCAACCGGAAAGUGAGUCUGGGCCUGGAGGCCACAAUGCCUUUCCGACUGAAUGGCUUUGGAAACUCCUACACACUGGUGGUGAAUGGCCCCUUGGACAGGGAACGAGUGGCUGCCUACAACAUCACAGUGACAGCCACUGAUGGAGGAAUACCACAGCUCACAUCCCAGCGGACACUGCGGGUUGAGAUCUCUGACAUCAAUGACAAUCCACCAAGUUUCCAGAAGGACUCCUACUCCAUCUACAUCCAGGAGAACAAUUUGCCAGGGGUGUUGCUCUGCUCUGUGCAAGCCACAGACCCGGAUGAAAAGGAGAAUGCAGAGGUGACCUACUCCCUCCUGGAGAGGGAGAUUCAAGGGCUACCAGUCACCUCUUAUGUCUCCAUUAACAGUGCUAGUGGCAGCCUUUAUGCUGUCAACUCCUUUGACUAUGAGAAGUUUCGGGAGUUCUUUGUGACUGUGGAGGCCCAGGACAAGGGGAGCCCACCACUGAGCAGCACUGUGACCGCCAAUGUGUAUAUAGUGGACGUGAAUGACCAUGCCCCUCACAUCCUGUAUCCUACCUCAACCAAUUCGUCAGCAGCCAUUGAGAUGGUGCCUCGGACUGCCCCUGCUGGCUACCUGGUCACCAAAGUCAUAGCCAUGGACUCAGACUCUGGGCAAAAUGCUUGGCUCUUUUACCAUCUGGCCCAGUCUUCUGACCUGGACCUCUUCAAAGUGGAGCUCCACACAGGAGAAAUUAGGACUACCAGGAAGAUGGGAGACGAGAGUGGCACCACUUUCAACCUGACUGUGGUGGUCCGAGACAACGGAGAGCCAUCACUGUCAGCCUCUGUGGCCAUUACAAUAGCUGUGGUGGACAGAGUCUCCAAAAUCCUCCCUGAUACUCAGAGACAUGUUAGGAGUCCUCGGACAUACUCUGAAAUUACACUUUAUCUAAUAAUAGCGUUAAGCACAGUGUCUUUUAUAUUUCUUUUAACAAUCAUUGUUUUGAGCAUCAUCAAGUGCUACCACUACACUGCAUAUGGCACUGCGUGCUGUGGAGGCUUCUGUGGAGUGAGGGAGCGCUCCCCUGCAGAACUGUACAAACAGGCCAAUAACAAUAUCGAUGCCAGGCUACCGCAUGGCCUCAAAGUGCAGCCUCACUUCAUUGAAGUGCGAGGGAAUGGCUCCCUCACUAAGACCUACUGCUACAAGGCCUGUCUGACAGCAGGCUCAGGGAGUGACACUUUCAUGUUUUACAACACAGGGGCCCAGACAGGACCGGGGCCUGGGGGAGCCCAAGCAGCAGCCGGUGACAGCAGGCACCUCACAGGCCAAAGUGGGCCGAGUGCCGGGAACCUGAUUAUUCUCAAAAACGAGGCUGUUUCUCAAAAUGAGCCACGACAGCCCAAUCCUGACUGGCGUUACUCUGCCUCCCUGAGAGCAGGAAUGCACAGCUCUGUGCACCUGGAGGAGGCUGGCAUUCUACGGGCUGGUCCGGGAGGGCCUGAUCAGCAGUGGCCAACAGUAUCCAGUGCAACACCAGAACCAGAAGCAGGAGAGGUGUCCCCUCCAGUCGGUGCUGGUGUCAACAGCAACAGCUGGACCUUUAAAUACGGACCAGGCAACCCCAAACAACCUGGUCCCGAACCUAAAAAGCAGACCCAAGUUUCCUUUCUCCUCCGCCGCAAAGGAGAGGCUUCCCAGCCCCGCCAGUGAGAGGUUGGACUCUCUGCCCUGUGCUCCGGGGAUCCUGUCUUGAUGACACUUGCAGGGCAGGCUGAAAGGUUUUGAGAUUGAGCAGCUUGGGUGUCUGUGGCCACUGGGUAUGUGUGGCCACCGGGGGUAUGUGAGUGCCAGAGAUUGGCUGGGAUGGGCCAGAUUAGACUAAUUGGCGCAAGGAGGGCUGGGAAAGAAAGGCAAAUAAACAGUUGGAGUUACCAGUCUGGAGGGGAAAUGUGAAACUAAAAGGGACCAGACUUUCUAAAUCUUACAACUCAAGAGACGGUGGCCACCCUCUAGCAGACAAAACUACUCCCACUGACGAGGCUUUAGAAGCCCCUAAAGCCUGUUGGCUGUGGUAUCAUUAAACCUAAAACCUGCGUUAUACCUACAAGCGAAUAGUACAGUGUUUAACAGGGGGCCAACCAGGUCAACAGAAGCAGAUCUGAUGUAUUUCCUGUAUAUGUCCUUGUGCUCACUUUAUUAAAAAUUCUUUUGCACACGAUGUUUAUGAAAAGGCCAGAUCCUUUUCCAAUGACACAUAUGCAAAAGCAAAAGAAAAAAGAAAACCCCAACACCUCACUUUAUGCUGUUUGUUGUUUGAUAGAUUUAUUUAAAAAAAGAGAAAAUCUAUAACUAUAAAUCUUUAAAGAGAAAUAUGAUGAAUACAAUUCCCCUAAACUCUCCUCAGAAGAGAAUUAUUCAGUCUACAGCCAUUUAAAUGAUCAUUGCUGCUACAGAAGUGCUUUAAGAGAAUUGCCUGAAACAUCUGUAUUAUACCGGCCACCUGCCAAUCACAGCUUUACUCUUUUCAGGUCACUCUGGGGCUGCCUCUUGCAUGUAUUAAUUACUAAAUAAAAGGACCUUUCUCUCUCUCUUUUCUAAGAAACAAUUAUGUGCACUUUGAAUACACAACCUUCUCUAGCCCACUAUAUCAAGACCCAGAAAUUGAAGAAAAAUCUUGUUUUCUCAUACAUACAGUGAGCAGACUUUUCAGUCCUCUAAGUCUGUGAUUUGUCUUGGUGUGCUAGCCUACACCUUCUCUUUGGUUUAGUUUUCCUUUUCUAGAAGACUCUGAAUUGCUAAUCUUGCUAACACCUCUGAUGUUCCCUGAAAUCAAUCUCCCAUAUGUAUGCUGUAUGCUAUUAUAAGACUCCUGAAAUAUACUUACUCUGUGCUUGUGUAUGUGAAUGUUAAUGCAACUAUUACCUAGAGUGAACUUUAAGCUUUAUUGUUGAAUGUAAUUCCAUUAUAUUUCCUUUUGUACACCUGUGAAAAAGUGGAGUAGUGUUUUUUUAACCAUUGUUAAUCAGCUUUUGUGUAUGAAAGACACAGUAAAAUUUCUUUCUUAAAUCAAGAUACUGGUGAUUCAAGGAAUUUUAUUUAUGGUCAGCCAAGAGCUCUCUCUUGCCAAGACUCCUGCUGGCAAGAGAAUGGAUAAAGCUGUUUUUUUCUAGUAACAAUUCUGGAAUGAAUACCGAAGAUAUUCCCUGAGGGUGUGCAAGCACAAAAUUUACCAAUCUGGCCUCUUUGAAGUCACAGAGUGCUUUGAAAUUCUAACAGUAUCUGGAAUAUCAGCUCAUAGAAAAGAAUAAGAUUUACUGUCACCUUAAAUAAUAAAUUUUAAUUUUGUUAGAAUGUACAAUUUAGAAGUUUGAUUAAUUAUAUUAUCUUUUAAAAGUUAACGUAAAAGAGGUAGGAGUCUGUUAUUAAAACAAAAACAUUAAAUCUAAAAAAAAAAAACCUGUUUUGUCUACUUAUAGCUUCAUUCUCCCAUAUUUUGAAGGGUGUGUAACUUCAGCUCUGCAGGAUUGCAUGGGGUAAAACUUGUUGCCAGCACAUGUGAACCAUUGCUACAUUGUAGGUUGUGAUCAUUUGCCCCACUGAAACCCAUGUAUCUGACCUUACGUGCCUUUUGAAUACUAGGAGAAUCGGGCUAAUUUAUUAAUGAUGAUAAUUAUGAUGUAUCUGUACAGCACUUUUUACAUUUGCAAAGUGCUUUCCAAUCCAUGUUAGUUACUAGUUAUUACAGCUGUAAGGAUAAAACACGUCAUGUGGAUUCAUUUUUAAUUGGUGCUAUUGGUAUUUCCUCUGUUAUUGCUAAUAAAUGGAAAAUGGUGGUAUGAAA